GGGGAGCCCGGCGCGGCGGCGGUGCUGGGGCGGCAGCGGCGUGUAGGGAGCGGCGUCUCCGCUGCUGGGCAGGGGCGCGCCUCGGCCGCCGGGCGGAGGCGGUUCCGCGCUCGGCGGAAACAAGGAACGGGAAAGGAAGGGAGCGGCGAAAGGAACCGGUAUCGGCGGCCACCAUUAGUGGCGGCAGGAGCAGCAGCAGCAGCAGCCGCCGCCGCCGCCGCCGCCGAGGGGGUCUGCGGGCGGAGCGGACCCGGGUGCCGCCGCCGGCAGCGAGCGGGAGCGAGCCCGGCGCCGCGCCCCUCUGUUCUGUGGGGCGUCGCCGCUGCCCGCCGGAGCUCCCCCGGAGCCGGGGCGAGAUGGAGCAAUUGUCAGAUGAAGAGCUUGACCAUGGUGCCGAAGAAGAUAGUGAUAAGGAAGAUCAGGAUCUUGACAAGAUGUUUGGGGCCUGGCUGGGUGAACUGGACAAACUCACACAGAGUUUGGAUGCAGAUAAGCCUGUGGCACCAGUGAAGAGGUCACCUCUCCGCCAGGAAACCAAUCUUGCCAACUUCUCAUAUCGCUUCUCCAUGUACAAUUUGAAUGAAGCCCUGAAUCAGGGGGAGACUGUGGAUCUGGAUGCCCUCAUGGCUGAUCUCUGUUCCAUAGAGCAGGAGCUCAGCAGCAUCGGCUCUCAUUCUGCAAACAAUGCUGCAGUCAAACGCCUUGCCACAGAACCCAAAACUCAGAAACCGCCUGCUAGUCGACCUUCUGCUAAGCACAGCAGCGUGAAAGGAUUGUCCUCCUCCUCUGCUAAGGUGACUAAACCAUCACAUGCCAACGUGUCUCUGGAUGACAUCACUGCACAGUUAGAGAAGGCCUCUUUGAGCAUGGAUGAAGCAGCCCAGCAGUCUCUUGCAGAAGACACCAAGCCAGUGGUUGCUGCCCAGCACAGGAGGACAGCGUCUGCUGGCACGGUGAGCGAUGCUGAGGUGCGCUCCAUCAGUAACUCCUCCCGUUCCAGCGUGACCUCAGCAGCUUCCAGCAUGGACUCCUUGGAUAUCGAUAAGGUGACGAGACCUCAGGAGCUGGACUUGACAUCACAAGGGCAACCAAUCACUGAGGAGGAACAGGCUGCUAAACUGAAAGCUGAGAAGAUUAGGGUUGCAUUAGAGAAGAUUAAAGAAGCACAAGUGAAAAAGUUGGUGAUCAGAGUCCAUAUGUCUGAUGACAGCUCAAAAACAAUGAUGGUGGAUGAGAGGCAAACAGUGAGACAAGUAUUAGACAAUCUGAUGGACAAAUCACAUUGUGGCUACAGUUUAGACUGGUCAUUGGUGGAAACCAUCUCUGAAUUGCAAAUGGAAAGAAUCUUUGAAGAUCAUGAAAAUUUAGUUGAAAAUCUCCUGAACUGGACAAGAGAUAGUCAAAACAAACUAAUGUUUGUGGAACGUAUAGAGAAGUACGCACUUUUUAAGAAUCCACAGAACUAUCUUCUGGGGAAGAAAGAAACCUCUGAGAUGGCAGACAGAAAUAAAGAGGUGCUGCUAGAGGAAUGCUUCUGUGGAAGUUCUGUAACUGUGCCAGAGAUUGAGGGAGUUUUGUGGCUGAAAGAGGAUGGUAAGAAAUCUUGGAAGAAACGUUACUUCCUUCUUCGGGCUUCUGGAAUCUACUAUGUCCCUAAAGGGAAGGCAAAGGUCUCACGGGAUCUUGUGUGCUUUCUACAGCUAGACCAUGUCAGUGUUUACUAUGGACAGGACUAUCGGAACAAGUACAAGGCACCCACAGACUAUUGUUUAGUGCUAAAGCAUCCUCAGAUCCAGAAGAAGUCCCAGUAUAUCAAAUAUCUUUGCUGUGAUGAUGUAAGAACUCUACACCAGUGGAUCAAUGGCAUCCGCAUUGCUAAGUACGGGAAGCAACUAUACAUGAACUAUCAGGAAGCACUGAAGAGAACAGAAUCAGCAUAUGACUGGACCUCCUUGUCUAGCUCCAGUAUCAAGUCAGGCUCCAGCUCAUCUAGUUUGCCAGAAUCUCAGUCAAAUCAUUCUAAUCAGUCUGACAGUGGAGUUUCUGACACCCAGACAGCUGGACAUGUCCGUUCCCAAAGCAUUGUCAGCUCCAUGUUCUCUGAGGCCUGGAAACGAGGCACCCAACUGGAGGAAUCCAGCAAGGCCCGAGUGGAGCCUGCAGGUCGGCCCUUGGUGUCUGUCGCAGCUCCCGUGUCCCCGCAGACGAAAGCCGUGACCCCCUACACAGCAUCGCAGCCGUCCCCGCCGCUGCCGCCGCCGCCGCCCCCGCCCCCUCCGCCCCCGCCGCCCCCACCGCCGCCGCCGCCGCCCCUGCCCAGCCAGGCCGCCCCGUCCGCGGGCUCGCCCGCCACCAUGUUCGUCAAGUACAGCACCAUCACCCGGCUGCAGAACGCGGCCCAGCACGGCGGCCCUUUCUCCAAAGCCCCCGCUGCACAGCAGCCCCCGCCGCCGCCCCCGCCCUCGGCAAAGCCUCAGAUCCUGGUGCCCCCCAACGGGGUCAUGCCGCCUCCCCCGCCCCCGCCGCCGCCGCCCACCCCGGGCUCGGCCAUGGCGCAGCUGAAGCCGGCACCGUGCGCCCCCUCUGUGCCGCAGUUCACGCCGCCACCACCGCCCCCCAAGAUACAUCAGGUUCAACCAAAUAUAAGCCAGGCUACUGUCGCCUCCUCGUUGCCACCGCCGCCUCCUCCUGUGCCUGCCCCCCCGCCACCCCAGGCACCCCCAAAGCCUGUCAUGGCAGCUCUGCCCCCUCAGCCUAGUGGGAAGGUGGCGUCACCUGGGGUCACACACAUCCCUCCCCCUCUGACUGCACCCUUGCCCCUUGCGAUAAAGAAACAACCAAGUGUCACUUCUUCCCAGGUGCCUCCUCUGCCCCCAGCCCCUCCUGGCCCCACUCCCCCUGCAACGUUCCCAAAGCAGCAGAGUUUCUCAGUAAAGCCUCCUCCAUCCCCUCAGUCCCCGGUGCCAUCGGUGGUGAAGCAGAUAGUCAGCCAGUUCCCCCCUCCUCCCACACCACCUGCCACUGAGCCCCAGCCUCUGAAACCCCUUCCACUGAGUGUGGCUCCACAGUCACCCCCAGCAGUGAAGGCAAAGCCCAAAUGGCAGCCUGCUGCUGCUCCCUCCCCAGAUUUCCCACCUCCUCCACCAGAGAGCAGCUUAGUAUUUCCUCCUCCACCUCCUUCCCCAGCUUCCUCUGCAGGUUCUCCCCCACCUGACAAAUCAGGGUCUCCAGUCAAAAAGGCCGGCAAGACAUCAAGCCCUGGAGGGAAGAAACCGCCUCCAACACCUCAGCGCAACUCCAGCAUCAAGUCCACAAGCUCCACUGAGUACCAUGAGUCCAAGAGGCCUUCAGUGGACCGCCUUGUCAGCAAAUUUGCACACUCACCAGAGCCGUCAGGAUCUCCUUCCAAGGAGUCAUCACCUCCUCCAGCCCCUCCGAAGCCAGGAAAGCUCAACCUAUCUGGUCUGCCCAUUGUCCUUCCACAGGGUGGGAUCCCAGCCAAGGCUUCUGCUCCGAGUGUGUCUGGAAAGGAACCUGUGGUAGAAUUCCCUUCACCACCAUCCGAUUCAGACUUCCCACCACCACCACCUGAAAUAGAUCUUCCUCCCCCUCCAGUAGAAAUUCCAUCUGUGUUUUCAGGCAGCACCUCCCCAAAAGUCGCCGUUGUAAAUCCCCAGCCACAGGCGUGGUCAAAACCAUCUGUGAAAAAAGCCCCACCACCCACACGCCCCAAGCGGAACGACAGCACCCGACUGACACAGGCGGAGGUCGCAGAGCCCCCAGGGUCAGCCGGCCCACAAGUGCCCACGUCACCCAAGUCCAGCCUUAGCGUUCAGCCGGGAUUCCUGGCAGACCUCAACCGGACGCUGCAGCGGAAAUCCAUCACCCGGCAUGGCUCCCUCUCCUCCGCACGGAUGUCCAGAACAGAGCCCACCGCCACCAUGGACGACAUGGCCCUGCCUCCACCCCCACCAGAGCUGCUGGCUGACCAGCAGAAGACCAGCAGCUUUGGGGGCAGUCAUAUAUCUGGCUAUGCAACGUUACGGAGGGGGCCACCCCCCGCACCCCCCAAAAGGGAUCAGAACACCAAGCUGUCACGGGACUGGUAGUCAGUCCCCAGGGCCAGUGCUCUCCAUGACUUGUGGGCUGCUCUGUGAUCAGCCAGCCUGUGGUCUUGUGCACAUGGAGAGGAUGUGGGGAUGUGGAUGAUAGCCCCAUUAAAAGAGGUGAUCUCAAACUGCAGCUAUGGCUAAAUGUAAAGACAUUCCCCUUCCAUGGCUAGGUUAAAAAUUUGGAGGCUUAGGGGUGUUGAUACUUUACUGGGAAAAGUGGGUAGAGAGGUGUUGGCUUCAUCCUUUCAGUUACUUUUACCCUUCUUACGGAUUGGACCAAACCCCUCAUUUUCUUUUUCUGCAUUUAGGGGAGGGGGAGGGAGAUACUUUUUUUGUAGUGUCUGUCCACGUGAGACAUGUUUGUGCAUGUAUUAUAAGUGUAGGUAUAUAAUAUAUUGUGAUCUAUUUCGUCGCAAUUAUAGAAGAUAACCAGAAUGUUUUUGUAGAACCGUAUUUAUUGUUUCAGUCAGUAUAUUAUCUGGAAUCGGACUCUAACUGGUCAAAUCUUACCAUAAAGAUGGAGAUGUAGGGGGCACUUUAAAGAAAGGAAAUAAAAAACCUAAACCCACAAACUUCUCAGCAGUUUGUGGUGGGUAAAUUCUGCAAAGCUGAGGUGUUCAGCUGGUAACUGUACAUUGUCCAUUGAUUGAAAAGUACAGAUGCAACAUACCAAAACAUUCUGGUCAUAAUACUACUGAAAAUGAGUAUGUUCAGAGGAAAGAAAUAGAUUUUAUAUAUAGUGGGCUGGAGUGAAAUAUAUUUAUACUAUAAAGAGCCUCCCCCUCCUUUCAAAUAGUAUAAAAGUAUACACCGAUACAAAUUAUUUCAAACUUACUUGUCCAUUCAGCUAAGUAGGAUAAAUAUAUAUAUUCCAAACCAUUAUGCAUUCUAACUGUUAGUAGGCUCAAUCAUUUGUUUCUAUAGCUCAAGAUGAAUAUAUUUUUGUUAACCCCUUCUGAAAGCUGCCAGGACUCCUGCAGUCGAAAAUCCUGCCAACCCCCAAGGCUGACCCACGCCGAUCCGUGAGCUGUCCGUGUAACUCUUACCCUGAAUGAACAGGUAGGUUUCUGUAGAAAGCACUGUGUGCUCACGCAGGCAUGCACAGUGUCCAGUCUCACCUGGUCUGUGUCUGGUAAGAUGCAGUGUCUUCACAAAAACAAGCGUCUGGAAAUGUGUAAAGAAAGUAUUGUUUGUAACUGAUUAGAAAUUUUCAGGAAACUUUCCUUUCUGGAAAGAGAGAAGGGAGCAGCAAUUUCAGGACAAGGAGAGUAGGAACUCGCUCUCUUUGACCUGCCAGAGACUGUGACCAGUGCAUUAACCUGUUUAUUACAAAGUUGCACUUCUAGCAGUCAAGGAAGAAGACUGGAAAUAAAACAACCUUAAAGAGGCAAUAACAUUCGCUAGGAAUUUCAUCUAAGGGCCCAUAUGAGUAGAAAACAGACUAUUGAUUUGCUUGGUUUCUUGUUAGUCACCGAUAUUGAUCACCAGAUCGAUUAUGACAGUCCUUUUUUCUUCAGUAGCUACUUCAGUAGCUUGAUUGUACAGUCUGACCCACAGACCUUGUGAUAAGGCAGUGUAAGUGGUGUUAUGUAUCAUUGCACAUUCCUUGCAGGGUGGUGGGCCUUUGUAAAACUAAAAUACUUGGACUGUAACUACGCCAUCUUCAGCUUUUACUGCCUCCCUUGUCACCAUGGGGAUACUGUCAAUAGGCUCAUAGGGCAAAUAAUUUCAUUUUUGCAUACUUUUUCUCCAAAAACAAACUUGAAAUGCUUUCUUUUUCCCAAAGAAUGAAACAAAGAAGCUUGACCUGGCAGUUACCCUCACAUGUGUAAAACCAAUAUAAACUGAUCUCUCAUUAGAGUAAUUCAGAAUGAUACAUUUAAGAAAUAUUGUGACAGUGUCCCCCAUUCCUUUUUUUUAUAAAGUUGUUGUUGUUUUGGGUUUUUUUAGCCAAAUAGUGAAAUAAAUGUCUUUGUGAAUAUUUUAUGAAUAGGAAAAAAAGUUUUGCUAAUUUGAGGUGGAAAAUUACACAUCUAUAACUAUAUAGUUUUAAAUAGGUGCAUCAUGAAAAGAGAAAAAUUAGUGGUGCUGUCUCUGCUGACCUGUUUCAUAUGAUUUUUUAAAAAUCUGUUUCAGCACCUCUGGAAAUUGUUUUAAUAUUUCAGACUAGAUUUUUUGAGCAAUAAGAGUAUAUACCAUUGUGUGCAUUUUUAAAGCACUGCUAUGGAAAGGCACUUUUUUGUAUCUUUCAAAUUGUUCACCAAGUUUUGUUUGUACUAUUUUUGUGCUUACAAAGUGUCCUUAAAAGCAUUUGCAUUGUUGAUUUUAAGCAUGCUCAGUGUAGCUGGUGACUAACUUCACAGGAGGGUUGUUAAGCUAUACUGCAGCUCACGGGUGCUGUAAUUUUCACCGUUGGUCCUCUUGCUGCUUUUUCGUGUGUGCAGCUCCUGGGGCUCAGACACACCAGCGGGCAAAAGGUGCUCGCUGCAGCCGAAACUGCUCGGCCCUUAGCGGUGACGGGUAAGUGGGCACAUUCUCCUGCUCCUGGCAAGAUGCACCUGGGCUGAGGCAGUGUGUGCUCCAGGUGAGAGCAGUCAGGGAAUUCUGCUUGCCCCACCUGCUUUUCUUUUCCCCAACAGCCUCACUGGUGUGUGUCAGUUCCAGCCCUUUUACUUUAGUUCAUUUGGUGCGGGUACCUCUGGGCUUUGGAGUUGGCACACCAAUGUUUUGAGUGCCAUUUCUUUAGAGGCAUUUGUGCUUUGUUCUUGUUUUCCUGUGCUCACAUUCAUAUCCCCGGUAUCUCUCCCUAGGUAAUUAAUCCAUGCUUACUACUGCAGGCUGCCCGCAGCUUGCUGGGAGACAGCUGUGUAACUCCUAAGCCUGCAGCAAAAAGAAUUUAUGUCAGCAAAGGUGGUACCCUGUAUUCCUUCUAGUUACAGUUUCCUUCCUAAGGCAGUAGUCAUCCACUGAGCGCCUGCUGCUUGUUUUCUCUCGACUGAGCAUGGAAAUUUGGCUACAGCAUGGUUCAGAAAAUCUGGUUGCCUUUUCAAGUUAUGAGAUACCUCCCAUUGUAACUUGCUUUUCUGGUAUGUUUACUGGUUUUGUGACAGUAAAUAUUUACAGCUUAUUUUGCAAGUAAGUUAUUUUCCCCCAUGUGCAGUCAUCUCAUAACUGCACCAUAAUAUUUAUUAAAUCAGAAAAUUGAGGGGCUGGAUUUCAGACACCCAGGAAGAGGCUUCCUGCUACAAACAUGGGCAGUAAUACUUUGGGCACUGUUAAAAUGGGCAUGUGAAGGCUGAGUGUUCAUACUCUGGACACAAAAGUGCUUUGAUCCCAAAAUACGUGUAUGGCUGGAGUUGGAAUAUGUGAGGCAGGGCACAGGCUGGUCACUUGUUAAGGUGGGUGUUAGGGGAGCCCUGUUCCUACAAGGGCAGCUGAAAAAGGGCUCAGCUGUGUUUGUUAGUAUGUUUUUUCCACAUUUGGUCUUCAUUUCUCCUCUGCUAUGCAGCAUAGCAUCCACCUCCGAGUAGCAGAGCCCUGUUCAGCCAGGUGUCUGUGCCUGCAGCCCAGGUGUAAAAAGCAGGGAGCUAUUCUCAGCCAUUACAUCACAGUUCAGGUGUUGGGGAGUUGCUUUGAAAGUGAAAACUAGGCUCUUCUAGCAGCACUAAGCUUAGAUGAGAUACUGUUUUUAAAAAAAAUUGUUCUAAGCAAACCACAGGCAGCAUGUUUCAGGUGGCUGUGCUAGGGGUCCUGUUUAGUCUUUUAACAGCUGUAGCUGGGAGAGAAAGGCUCAAGUGUCUAAAUAAUUCUCUUAUUUUCUAUGGAAGAGGAAGUUUCCUGCUUCACCCUGCACAGUGGUUUCCUCCUGCAGCAAAUCACCACUGACUGCUCUGACUUGGUGAAGACCUCAAAGCCAAAGAGCUCCUCUCCUGAGAUUACUCUGCAGUUCUCUGCAGGGCAACAGUGAGUGACACAUCAGGGAAACAAAGUGCAGGUACCUGGAUUUUUUUUUUUUCAGGUCUGAGGAGAGAGGAAGCAGUUUUUUCAACAAGUGCAUUUUAAUGUUUACUGUUCUGGGCCUUGCACAUUUGAAAGUUUUCUAAUUCCUUCUUUCUGUGCCCUUAGACAACCAGAUAAAUCAUAUCAGCUCAGAGAUAGAGUGGCCAGUCUUCCUCUCAGUUAAAUUUUUUUUUUUCCACAGUUUAAGGAACCAAAAGUGCCAUUUCAACAGCAGAAGGGCAAAAAGAGAAUUUUUCUGCUUUUUACAGAAAACAGCAUAGAACCAAAUUGUUUUGCUACAGUGGUACCAUCACAGGUAAAUUUGUAUCUUAUUCAAAGUAAGAUUAUAAGUGGGUCCUAGUAUGAGUAUUACUUAACUAGUGUGAUAUUAAAAUCAGUUGCAGUAUGAAUUCCUGGCAGAAGGUGAGGAUGCAGCCAGAACAUGGGAGUUUGGUUGCUGGGGUUUUUUAUUCCUUUUAGCAUGUUAAGGUAUAGAUUACAUACUCAGUGACACUCAGCUGCAGGUGAGUUACUACUUUGGGGCCCAUUUGUGGCACCUGCUGUUGGGCUCUGCAUUCAUUCCCUUGCACCACUGGGGCAGACUCCAAACCAGAGAGGACUGAACACUACAGGGGAGUUUCUCUUGGAUGUUUUUUGCCACAUGCUGGUGGGAUUUUAAUCUUUAUUUUGGAAUUCUGUUUUUCUACACUGAAUAACUUUCCUUUGUGAACUUUCUUUCCUUCAAUUAAAAAAUGCCCAUGAAGACUGACCAAACCAGGGUUUUGUUGCAGGGGGCAGCACUCACUAAUACUGUGACACAGGCUUGGUCUAAUUUUGAGAAGUUUAAGACACUAAACUGCAAAUGAGAUGACAAACACAUGCUUAUCUCGCAGAGUGUAAAUUACUUUAAUUGAUACUAACCAACCACAGGGCAAAUAAUGACUUGGAUGAUGAUCAUUUGGUGCUCUGAGGCACUCAGUGGGGCAAGGACUCAGUGAGCUCUCUGCUCAGUAGAUGGAUCUUGGGUAAAGGGGAGUUAGAGAAGGUAGAAGACCAGGAGGAACAGGAACUAGUGCUGUAGAAAUGAGUGAGAAGGAUUGUCAGUAAAAGAUUGUGGACACUAUCCCCCCUUAUUUAAAUGCUUGAAGGCAACUUGUCUUUUAGGAGAUUUUGGAAUUCAACCAUUUGCUACAGUGGAAAAUAAUUUCCUUCCAGCUUUCCCAAGAUGCCAAAGAUGCAUUCUGAGCUAAAUUCCAGGUAUGCAGAUGUGUGUACACCAGUCUCUUGUUGCCAGGGGUCUCAUACUGCUGAUGUGUAGCACAUGUCUGGUGAGAGAACAGGGUUGCCGCUCUUAGAUGUUAUGUGUCCCUUGCCUUUAACCAACACUGGAAGUGGGUACACACUUGCAAAGGACAGUGUAGCAAACACAGCUGUGCCCAUGGCACCCUGCUGCCUGAUUUGGUGCAGCACAAUAGCGCUUGUACUUCUAAAAGAAAAACUAAAUGUUUUGUCACAAGUUGUAAUUGGAAAUCUUAGGCCUCCUAGUGGACUGCAGUGGACCAGAAAUGAGCUGGAGCAGCAGUUUGGUUUAUGGCUUACACUAAUUGUUACCAGUCACUGGGAAUAUUCUGUACAAUACUGGAGAUGCAGGUGUAAGAAGUGUCAUUGCAAUGAUGAUUUGUCUGUGCAGCAAACUUGUGCUGAGUGCUGUAAAUACAUUCAUGUUUACUGCUUUAAAAAGAAAAUUGCACAUUUAUCUUUCCAUGGGAUUGCCUCCCCUCUUCUUCCCUUUCCAAAAAAAAAAAAAAAAAUAAAAUCAAAGCUCUUUGAGACUGAUAGCUUCAGGUUGGGGGGAGCUUUGCCAUAUUAUAAAUAUAUAUAAAUAUAUGUAUAAAUAUACUUUUUUAAGCAUGAGAGAGGACAAAAGAAAUACUACAUUAUAGAAUACCCAAUAUAGAUCAUUAUACAAUGGAAUAUGCACAAUUCAAUAAAGAUGUAGUUAAAUUUAA
This is a messenger RNA of Poecile atricapillus (Black-capped chickadee), 10120 nucleotides long. RefSeq names its product Ras association (RalGDS/AF-6) and pleckstrin homology domains 1 (gene RAPH1). Gene Ontology annotation, cellular component: plasma membrane; cytosol. Gene Ontology annotation, biological process: signal transduction. The coding region runs from base 357 to 4109 and encodes 1250 amino acids. NCBI's taxonomy places the organism in Eukaryota, Metazoa, Chordata, Aves, Passeriformes, Paridae. The transcript is spliced from 14 exons. The record is from RefSeq and is a predicted model, not a curated record.